GUCCUGUGUCUGUGGCCUGAUUUUAUGUGUGCGGUGAUUUGAGGCAACUCCAAUAACCCUGGACGGACAAGAAGAAGCCGUCACACCUAUACAUAAUUAAGUUGUUAGGCUUUGCCUAGUAACCGAUGAGUCAUCACAAGCAACCAAUGAAAUUAUUGGACUGAGAACAAAAAAAAUCAAGAAGCAGGUUGCUCAGAAGUGGGUUUUUCCAAUCCAGGUUGUUUAAGUUCGCUCUCACUGACUUGAUUCAAUCAAGCUUCUGAAACAAGGUUUUGUGUUUGAGUGAAGAUGUCAGACCCUGAGUCCCCAAACCAACCUCUGGUUGGAGCUUCUGACCAGCAAACAGCUGUCAAUGUGGGGGAACCAGCUCAGGGCUCCUCCCGGGCCUACAAGGUGGCAGGACUGACUCUUUUGGCCUGCGUGCUGAUCGUGGGUCAGUCAGCGAUCGCCUACUUCCUGUUCAGCCAGAGUGGUGAUAUUAAAAGCCUGCAGGACCAAAACAACAAAAUGAACACCGAGUUGACGAAGCCCAGAUCUGGUUCAAUGCCCGUGCAGAUGCAUGUGCCCAUGAGCAAUAUGCACCUGGUGUUUGAUGACACCAUGGAGGGGGAAGAAUCAACUUCAGGAAAAACACCUGCACCACUGACCAACUGUCAGCUCGAAGCUGCUGGCAUGAAGGCCAUGCAGGUGCCGGGAUUCUUCCCCAGAUGUGACACGAAUGGUCUCUACAACAGCCAGCAGUGCUUUCAAGCACUGUGUUGGUGCGUGAACCCAGAAACCGGGAUUCAGAUCCCUGGAUCUGCACGUGAAGGACUAGUCAUGUGCAACACAUCCGCCCCCGCUGGAAGGAUGGUUGAUACUACUGAUGAUGCUGUGGAAAUUCUCCCCGACUGAUUUUCUUCCAGAAAGCAUCAGUUUACUUCCUGUCUCGCUGCUUUACUGACACAUAAUUACAAUAUUUACUAGAUUUAGCUAAAGAGGCUUACUGUAUAUCCAAUUAACCAAUCAUUGGCUUUUUUCUAUUUUACUACCUUUUUGCAAGUGUUUUUGACACCUGUAUAAACAUGUGCAGCUUAAA
Nothobranchius furzeri (turquoise killifish) is the source of this 1078-nucleotide messenger RNA. It is a transcript of the gene cd74b, whose product is annotated as CD74 molecule, major histocompatibility complex, class II invariant chain b. Gene Ontology annotation, molecular function: macrophage migration inhibitory factor binding; MHC class II protein binding. The record is from RefSeq and is a predicted model, not a curated record. Gene Ontology annotation, biological process: intracellular protein transport; antigen processing and presentation; immune response. NCBI's taxonomy places the organism in Eukaryota, Metazoa, Chordata, Actinopteri, Cyprinodontiformes, Nothobranchiidae. Gene Ontology annotation, cellular component: membrane.